Messenger RNA from Prosopis cineraria, 1108 nucleotides. RefSeq lists its product as uncharacterized. NCBI's taxonomy places the organism in Eukaryota, Viridiplantae, Streptophyta, Magnoliopsida, Fabales, Fabaceae. The coding region runs from base 193 to 708 and encodes 171 amino acids. The record is from RefSeq and is a predicted model, not a curated record. The transcript has 5 exons.
CUCUCUCUCUCUCUCUCUCUCUCUCUCUCUCUAGAGUCAAGAGCGACGGCCUUGGAUUUUGCGGGAGGAAGAAAGUUUGAGCUCUCUAGCUUCGUCAUUGUUCUCGGUAUUCGUAUUCUUUCCUCUGAAUCACCGUUCUCUGCUUCAUAAAAGAAAUCAGCGAUUCACAUUGUUCUGGGAGAUCCGAGAGCCAUGAAUGAGGUCGCCGCCACUUCGGCAUCGGUGAUGCGUGCUUCAACGUCUUCGCUGUCGUCUUCGUCAGUAUUUACUAAUUACCCCCUCAUUUCUGCUAUCGUUUCUUUCGCCAUUGCCCAAUCCACCAAAUUCUUCGCAUCAUGGUACAAGGAAAGGAGAUGGGAUCUUAAGCAACUUGUUGGUUCCGGUGGAAUGCCAUCAUCUCAUUCAGCAACUGUAACUGCUCUUGCUGCAGCUAUUGGGUUUCAGGAGGGUUUUGGAGGACCUCUGUUUGCUACUGCAUUGAUCUUAGCUUGUAUUGUGAUGUAUGAUGCUACUGGUGUAAGAUUACAAGCUGGACGCCAAGCAGAGGUUUUGAAUCAAAUUGUAUAUGAACUUCCUGCUGAACAUCCUCUAGCUGAAAGCAGACCACUUCGUGAACUUCUUGGGCAUACCCCUCCCCAGGUGGUUGCUGGUAUGUUGCUUGGAAUCCUUACAGCAGCUAUUGGACAUCUAAUAACCAUCAUCAGUUAAACCAUGGCGAUGCUUACGGUGCAAUUUCUGUUCAUACCAUCGUACAAAAUUGAAACUACUAUUCUGUGAUCUUCACCUCACCCCUGAAAAAUAGCAUCCACGGCUUUAUGCUGCUAGUUCUCGUGCUCAAGCUGCUUUUCUGGGUUCUCAUGUACUUGGCCUUUCUCAUUUCAAAAAGUAGAAUUAGAAAAUAUAUCUGAUUGCAUUGUUUGAUGUAAUGGAACUAUCUGUUUCAUCAAUCUACAAUCUCAUUCUAUACCUCACUUGACCGUGACAUUAACUCACCAAAUAUUUACUAGUAGUAUUAGCAGUAUAGUAUGAAAAUUUGGGUCAACUCUCUCAGCUGAACUGAUAAUCUUUUAAAUUAAUAUCUUGAUCAAUUCAUUAUCCUUUGAAUCAA